CCCCUGGCAGAAUAAUUAUGCUUGAGUCUCUACCUCAGUCUCUAGCUUUACAACCGCCGCCGACAACAACUUCCCCGAUGGUGGACGAACGAGACGAAAGAGAGGACGAAAGAACAAUUUACACUUCGCCACAUCAACACGUAGUAUUCGGAACAACAGCGAUACCAGAAGACGAGUAUGAAGAGGAGCCAAGUUUUGUUGCAUUUGUGGCUGAAAAACCUCUGGAGGUGGCGAAGGUUAGUGCCACCGGCUCCGAGAUCGUCACCCGCGCUACAUCAGC
This is a messenger RNA of Amoebophrya sp. A25, 280 nucleotides long. The record is from the annotation of a GenBank genome assembly. NCBI's taxonomy places the organism in Eukaryota, Dinophyceae, Syndiniales, Amoebophryaceae.